This is a messenger RNA of Eruca vesicaria subsp. sativa (arugula), 3101 nucleotides long. Lineage: Eukaryota; Viridiplantae; Streptophyta; Magnoliopsida; Brassicales; Brassicaceae. The record is from the annotation of a GenBank genome assembly.
CCGAUCGGUACAAGAUUUCAAUUUAUCCAAAAAAUCCCGAUUCGCCGAUCUAGAAGACGACGACGACCAACAAACUCCGAAUCUCCGAAGAGUCACCGCAUCGUCGUGACCUUCAAGCUUCUCAGAAAUGUCACAGCUAGUCACCGGCAACAGUAUCCCUCUCAGUGAAGUCUACUGGUCUCUCGUCAACAAAGCGGAUAAAAAAUUCUCCAAAAUCAGAGACUUACCUUUCUACGAACGCAGCAGGUAUGAAAACUAUUUCUUCAAGGUGUUCAAAGUGUACACACAGCUUUGGAAGUUUCAGCAAGAGAAUCGUCAGAAGCUUGUGGAAGCUGGACUCAAGAGAUGGGAGAUUGGAGAGAUUGCAUCUCGGAUUGCGCAGCUUUACUAUGGACAUUAUAUGCGUACGAGUGAUGCUGGUUACUUGGCUGAGUCCUAUGUGUUCUACGAAGCGAUUUUGACUAGAGAGUAUUUUAAAGAUGGGUUGUUUCAGGAUGUCAAUAUUGCGAACAAGCAGCUAAGGUUUCUUGCGAGGUUUCUUAUGGUGUGUUUGGUGUUAGGCCGUCGAGAGAUGGUGCAUCAACUCGUUGAGCAGUUUAGACGGUUGAUUGAUGAAUGCAAGAGGACUUUCCAGGAAACUGAUUUUAAAGAAUGGAAAGUGGUGGCGCAGGAAGUAGUUAGAUUUCUAAAAUCUGACACUGCUUUCAUGAACAUCAGACCUCUAAGAUACAGCCUUGUGCUGGAUCCUAACCUGGAUGCUAGUACACCUCGUGCAAGUAGGUCUUUAAGGCUGACAGAUGCAAUCUUGAGCAGUUAUCACUACAAUGAGGUCAAGUAUUCAGAGCUCACACUUGAUUCAUUCAGGAUGCUUCAAUGUUUAGAGUGGGAACCGAGCGGUUCCUUAUACCAGUCAACUGGUCCCAAAAUGGGUCCGAAUGCUCCUACUGGAGCUGCUCGCAUAAACUCUCAGAACAUGACUGAUCCUACUUUGCCGCCUAACCCUCGCAAAGCUGUCCUGUAUCGUCCAUCCAUAACACAUUUUUUGGCUCUUCUGGCAACCAUUUGUGAGGAGCUUCCUUCUAAUGGCGUACUUUUAAUAUACCUCUCUGCUUCUGGAAAGAUUGGACAAACUUCCUUAUCUCCUUUGGGUGGUAGAAGUGUAACUAGCGUUGAGGAGAAUAUUUUGAGAGACUUUGAGUCUCAUACAAUCAAACAAGAGGGAGACCCAUCACUUCAAAUAAAGUCAUCUGGUGAAGCAUCUGGUCAGUCUUUGAGGCAAAUCAGCGAGGAUGCAGUGAGUGCUCCAAGUGGUUUGUAUUUUAGCAGUCAUGGACUCACAGGGCCAAGCUGCAUCUAUCCCUCUGAUUUAGUUCCAUUCACAAGGAAACCUCUUUUCAUUAUUAUUGACAGUGAUAACAGCACAGUCUUUAAGAACAUUUGUGGAGUAGAGAAAGGAGAACCAGCCGCAUUGCUUCUGUCUCCAUCAUAUACGCCUCCACUUAUCUCUGCUGAUUUCUCUCGUCAACCUAGUGGUAGCCUCUUCACAAUUUUUCUCACAGCACCUGUCCAAGCAUUUUGCUUGUUAAUCGGGAUUUCAGGCUCUGAUAUGGAAACGGAUGUUUUUACUAAGGCAGAGAGGGUUCUUUCCUCGUCUAUGAAUGAAUGGGCUUCGACUUUGGCAGCAUCAGAUACCCUUCACCCCGUUUGGUCGCAGAUUCUAAAAGAUCCUUUCUUGAGACGACUUCUCCUAAGAUUCAUAUUCUGCCGAGCUGUCUUGGCACUGUACACUCCAGUCCUAAAUAACAAACAAUAUCAACCAGAGUGCUUUCCGUCUGUCCCGGAAUCGCUAUUACCAACCGCUCCUGCCGUUCAAGCCGCUGUGCUUCAGAUGGCCAAUGUAUUUGGAGGAACAAGCAAGUUUACUCUACCUCAAGAUAUCACAAUGCUCUAAAGCUUCCUCUAAGAGUAGGAAAAAUUCUUGUGCAAAUCGGUAAAUCUCGGUUUGAUUUCCCUUCCAAGGGGUUAACUAUGAUUUCAGAUUUGAACUGGUCUUGGAGUCUGAGGACCGAACCUCUUUUGAGAUUUAUAUGGCUCAAAUACAUUUUUCUGUGUGAAAACUAACAAAGUGUUUGAUACAUACAUAUGAUUGAUUGGCUCUGGUGUUAUCUUCAUUUGAAAAGAAAAAAAUGGUUUUAUAAAAUCCACAGGAGCAAAAUCAUCCAAAUGAGUAAAGAAACUAAGAAUUUCAAACUUGAGAGAAUUAAAGUUUCAUGCAGCUAAAUCCUUGAUCAUAUCUUCCUUACUACUACCAUCAUUGAUCCCCAUCUUCAUCUGCUCAGCCACAAAGCACUUAGUAAUCACAUUACAAAACAAAUAAACAAACUUAACCGAGUCACGUGCCGGGACAGGAUACGUAAUCUUCUCAAAAAACUCCAACGGCACAUUCGGAUCAACAAUCGCAACAACCGGAAUCUGAAGCUUAGCAGCCUCCAAAAUCACCGAACUCUUCCUCUCAGUAUCAAACACAACAACACAAUCAGGCAUCGUCGUCGGACCAAAGCAAAGCUUCUUGUGCCUCGACCGAAACUUCUUAGGACUGUAACUGUUCGUCAAAAAGCCUCCCAUCUUCCACAGAUUCAUCGAACGGUUGUGAUUAUAAGUGUCUCCCUGGAUGCGACGUGAAGUGAGCUCGACGAUCUCGUCGAAGAGAGGGUUGGUGUUGACGAAGUAGAUGUUCCCUCUCAUGUGCGCGAGGUUGGCGACGAAAUUCGCGGCGCUGCGGAGGCAGAUUAGGGUUUUGUCGGAGUCGAUUAUGGUCAUUCCGUUGCGGGCUCCGUAAGCGUAUUGUUUGAAAUGGUGCUCGGCGGCGCGACGGCCGAGAUGGGAGCCGGUGUUGAGGAGCUUCUGGAUGACUGCCGCGUGGAGAGUCAUUGUUUGAUCGGAAAAAGCUAUCGAGAGAGGUGAUGAGACGUUAGGGUUUAAGAGGAGAACUGAAUCAGAUGUAGUGAGAGGUGCUGAAAAAAUGGAUGAAGCAUUAUCUGAGGUUAGAAUCCGGGUCGGGUAUGAACUAUUGGCCCAUUUCGGUAUUCCGAUAUGUAAAC